AUGGAAGAUGAUACUACAGAUUGUAACAAUGCGAUAUCAAAUGUUGCUUCAUACGUUAUUUGCUUCAUUUCUUUGCUUGGACUUUGCCAUGGCUUGCAUAUCCUCGUAAAGCCCUUUUCUCAGCCACGAAUCAUAUCGGAAACUAUUGUGGGGUUUUCGUUAGCCAAUUGGACCUUAGUAAAAUCUUCGUUACUACAUAUAGAUGAUAACAAAUUGAAAAACAUGAAAUUUCUAACGGAUUUUGGGAUGACCAUCUACAUGUUUGCACUAGGGCUCGAAAUGAAUCCUCUGGUGUUUUUUCGCAUACCUAAGAGAGAGGUUAUUUUUGCAUACACGGUGAUGAUUUUCACAUUUAUUAUGACAAGUGGCAGUGCUCCUUUCCUUCAUUACGGGACGAACUCAAACCUUAAAUUUUAUUUAGCUUUCUCUAUAAUGUUGUCAAGUACGGGGUCCCCUUUGCUAACACGUGUGUUAACAGACCUUAAAAUUGGAAAGUCUAACAUUGGCAAGUUUGCCAUUUCUGCAGCAGUGUACUCUGAAUUGGUAACUAUUUUUAUAAUUUGUGUUGGAUAUGUCAUAUUCCAAGCAGAAAGAGGGUUUCGGGUUCGUGUAAGAGAACCUGACCAACAUAAGUACCUUAAGGGUCAUGGUGUUAUCCCUCUUGGCGCGACACUGUUGGUACAAAUCAUCAUAACCCUCAUUGUAGGACCUAGAAUUCUUCAUUGGGUCAACAACACCAAUCCUCAUGGAAAAACAUUUAAAGGAUCACACUUGGUGCUCUCAGUUGCGUUUGUUGUGUGUAUUGGCUGCAUUUCACCCCUUAUGGGGUUUACUCCCGUGCUUAGCGCUUUUGUAACUGGGGCAUUCUUACCGCGAGAAGGGAGGAUUUCACAAUUUUUCAUUUCUAAAUCUAAUUACUUUUUGACCUUUGUGUUCUAUCCUUUCUUUUUUGUGUGGGUGGGUUUGGAAGCACAAAUUGGACGAUUUGAGUUUCAAACUCUAGGCUCUUGGGCAAGGUUGUUUGGCUUUUUUGUUGUCGAAACGGUUGCUAAGAUUAUUGGAGCGCUUUUAUCCGGGUUAAUAUUUGAUAUUCAAUGGCCUGAAUCCAUAACACUUGCAUUGCUUUUGAAUGUCAAAGGACAUUUGCAUAUAUACCUCACUAUUAUUGCCAUGAAGUAUAAUGGAUUGAUGCAGAAUCGUAUCAUCAGUUACUCAACAGGUAUUGGUAUGAUAUUUGCAAUGCUUCUCAAGAUCAUCUACAUCCCAAUAGUUGCAAAAUACAUUGUUCGAAGAGCUAGGAAACGUUUCCCAAAUCAACCUUUGGCGCUACAAUGGCAUGAUCCUACUAAGGAGCUAAGGAUUCUAUUAGGUUUUCAUGGAGUCGAAAAUGUUCCUUGUGCUAUAAAUCUCAUGGAGAUCUCCAAGGAGACAGGUGACCCAGGCAUCGUGGUGUAUGCUACUGACAUGAUAGAACUCACAGAUCAUAUAGCUGCCACUUUAGUCCCCGGAGGAGUAGAUGCUAUAGAGGUGACUGAUGAGGUGACAAUUCAGAAUAGAGAGCAAAUUACAACCACAUUACAAGAAUACCUUGAGAAGAAUGGAGAUGGAAUCACCCUUCGAAGAGCCAUGGCCUUGGCCACUUUUAACAACAUGCACCAGGAAAUUUGCAACUUAGCUGAGGAUUCAAUCAUCAGUCUAAUAAUACUUCCUUUUCACAAUGGUCUUCCAAAUGAUGGGAAGACAAAUGAUAGUCAUGUAGGUUUUAGAUAUGUUAAUCGCAAGGUUCUUCGCAAUGCCCCAUGCUCCAUUGCAAUCUUGGUUGAUCGAGGUUUUGGUGCCACCAGUCAAAUAUCGAAAUCGCGAAGAAGCACUUUGAAUACUAUUGUUAUUUUCAUCGGUGGCAAAGAUGAUAGAGAAGCAUUAGCAUAUGCAGGACGAACAGCUUACCAUCCGGGGGUAAAACUUACAGUGAUGAGACUCCUAGUAGACAUAGAUGCAGAAAGCAAUAACACGAGAAGAACAAACCAAUUAUUAGAAGAGAUGGAACUCGAUGAUGAAUGCUUUGCAAAUUUCUAUGAAAGGCACAUUGCAGGAGGGAAGGUGUCUUACUUGGAGAAACACUUGAUAAAUUCGGCACAAGCUUACACCAUAUUACGAUCAUUAGAUGGCCAAUAUGAGCUUUUUAUUGUGGGACGAGCUGGGCGAGUGAAUUCAAUGUUAACAAUGGGAAUGAAUGAUUGGGAACAAUGUCCAGAAUUAGGGCCUUUAGGUGAUAUACUAUCGUGCCCUAAUUUUUCCAUCACUGCCUCUGUUUUAAUCAUUCAACAACACAACCCCAAAGUUGAACCUGGAGGCUGUGAUAAUGAGCUUUCCUUCUUAUAA
Molecule: messenger RNA, 2382 nt
Organism: Chenopodium quinoa (quinoa)
Lineage: Eukaryota; Viridiplantae; Streptophyta; Magnoliopsida; Caryophyllales; Amaranthaceae
Product: cation/H(+) antiporter 28-like
Exons: 4
Coding region: 1-2382 (793 amino acids)
Biological process (GO): regulation of pH; proton transmembrane transport
Cellular component (GO): endomembrane system; membrane
Molecular function (GO): antiporter activity
Source: RefSeq, a predicted model, not a curated record